Molecule: messenger RNA, 1536 nt
Organism: Coffea arabica (coffee)
Lineage: Eukaryota; Viridiplantae; Streptophyta; Magnoliopsida; Gentianales; Rubiaceae
Source: RefSeq, a predicted model, not a curated record
AUGGCACAAAUAUCCGACAGGGUGGCUGCCAUUGAGAUGCGAGGUACUGGAGAUAUUCCCAAUAGGACUUCAAGUGCUCAGAGUGUUGAGCAUGAUGCGGAUGAUGAGGGGUGUUGGUAUACGUACAGUUAUCCUGACGAGGUCGUCCUGGCAGUGGACGAUGAGCGACGCAGCCUGAUUAGUCAGCUAGAGGAGGCCAGAGAGGUUGGCCAUGGGCAGGCGAUGCGUAUUAGGGACUUGGAGCGGGGUCUCCGAGAUGAGAUGCAGAGGGCGGACGCUUUACGCCGUCAGCUUCAGGACACUCAUCAGCACCUUUUCGCUGUGAAGAGGCAGCUGAAGGAGAGGGUUCGGAGUAUUUCGAUGGACUGCGAGGUCAUCCUAGAUAUGGCCGCAGAGGCACCGUCUCGAGCCACCGGUCCAGAGGGGAUGGACGAGGUGUCACACCGACCUUGUAGGUGUUGGUAUACGUACAGUUAUCCUGACGAGGUCGUCCUGGCAGUGGACGAUGAGCGACGCAGCCUGAUUAGUCAGCUAGAGGAGGCCAGAGAGGUUGGCCAUGGGCAGGCGAUGCGUAUUAGGGACUUGGAGCGGGGUCUCCGAGAUGAGAUGCAGAGGGCGGACGCUUUACGCCGUCAGCUUCAGGACACUCAUCAGCACCUUUUCGCUGUGAAGAGGCAGCUGAAGGAGAGGGUUCGGAGUAUUUCGAUGGACUGCGAGGUCAUCCUAGAUAUGGCCGCAGAGGCACCGUCUCGAGCCACCGGUCCAGAGGGGAUGGACGAGGUGUCACACCGACCUUGUAGGUGUUGGUAUACGUACAGUUAUCCUGACGAGGUCGUCCUGGCAGUGGACGAUGAGCGACGCAGCCUGAUUAGUCAGCUAGAGGAGGCCAGAGAGGUUGGCCAUGGGCAGGCGAUGCGUAUUAGGGACUUGGAGCGGGGUCUCCGAGAUGAGAUGCAGAGGGCGGACGCUUUACGCCGUCAGCUUCAGGACACUCAUCAGCACCUUUUCGCUGUGAAGAGGCAGCUGAAGGAGAGGGUUCGGAGUAUUUCGAUGGACUGCGAGGUCAUCCUAGAUAUGGCCGCAGAGGCACCGUCUCGAGCCACCGGUCCAGAGGGGAUGGACGAGGUGUCACACCGACCUUGUAGGUGUUGGUAUACGUACAGUUAUCCUGACGAGGUCGUCCUGGCAGUGGACGAUGAGCGACGCAGCCUGAUUAGUCAGCUAGAGGAGGCCAGAGAGGUUGGCCAUGGGCAGGCGAUGCGUAUUAGGGACUUGGAGCGGGGUCUCCGAGAUGAGAUGCAGAGGGCGGACGCUUUACGCCGUCAGCUUCAGGACACUCAUCAGCACCUUUUCGCUGUGAAGAGCCAGCUGAAGGAGAGGGUUCGGAGUAUUUCGAUGGACUGCGAGACUUGUGCCCCGAAAUGGACUCCGGUGGUCAAAGUAGAGCUGGAGAGCAAGGACGAGGCUCUGAAGGAAAUAAUGGAAAUGGACCGGAUCAAGUCGCUACAGCCAUCCAGCGGAUGGCCGAUCUACUAG